AUGACGACCAUUCGCAUUAUGAAACAGACACGAAUUGGACAAAGGAACGUGAGGACUUUAAUGGAACCAACCAGAUUGGCGCAGUUUGAAGGAGAAAUGGAGAAAAUGCAGAUCGCAAUUGCAGGCAUCAGCGAAAUGAGAUGGAGAGGGAACGGGACAACAACAACAUCAACUGGCAACCUAGUGAUGCACAGCGGGAGCAAUGAUGGUGGCAGGAAUGGAGUAGGAAUUUACAUGUCCAAACAGUUCAAGCAGACACUAAUCUCCUGGAGCCCAAUAUCCGACAGAAUCAUCAGUGCCAGAUUCCGAUGCAAUGCUAGGCACAUCACCAUCGUACAGUGCUAUGCCCCAACAGAAGACGCCAGCGAUGACAUCAAAGAUGACUUCUACAACGCCCUCACAUCUUCACUCACCAGGAUUGGAAGAGGAGACGUCAAAAUACUCAUGGGAGACUUCAACGCAAAAAUUGGCCCCAACAACAAUGGACUAGAAACAAUAAUGGGAAAACAUGGUGUUGGCUCACACAGCAAUAACGGUGAUAGACUUAUCGACUUGUGCCAAACAUUCCAACUGGUCAUUGGUGGCACUGUAUUUCCACACAAGGAAGUCCAUAAAUACACAUGGACAUCUCCAAAUGGGCAUACACGCAACCAAAUUGACCACAUCUGCAUAAGUAAGAAAUGGAGACGCUCACUAAUGGAUGUAAGAAAUAGGAGAGGCGCGUCAAUCGACAGUGACCACGAGUUGGUAGUCGGGGAGCUCAUCAUCAAGCUCAGACGAAACCACAACACCGGCACCAGGAACACAAGAAGACCGCCUCCUCUUAACCUACAUCGACUUGGCGACUCCACUCUAUCUACCAGAAUGGCAACAACGCUACGUGAGCAACUAGGGCCGCAGCAGGAGGAGCACUCAUGGGAGUUGACAUGCAGAAUACUGAGAAGCACAGCGGAGGAGGUGCUUGGCACCCGACAACGCAGACAAGUGGAUUGGAUAUCGACACACACAUGGGAUCUUAUCAACAGACGGAACAGCCUCAAAUCUAGAGCGGAUCACGACUGCAGAGUUCGAGGUGAAUACAACGAGCUAUGCAAUGUAAUUGGACAACUAUCCGGAAAAUGUCAAAGGCAAACCCAUCCAGUGCGAGAUUCAACCGGAAAACUCCUUACAGAAGAAGAGGCACAAAUCCAAAGAUGGCGACAACACUUCAUGGAGAUCAGCUGCACAGAACAACCAAGCAGCAUACAAGAAGACUCCUUAAGUGGCAUGUCAAGCAAUAACAUCAGGAUAUCACCCACCGCACCAUCAGUUAGAGAAAUCAAGGAAGCAAUCAGGAAACUUAAGAACAACGAAGCGGCUGGAGAUGACGGCAUACCGGCCGAGCUUCUCCAGAUAGACUCGCAACUAAUGGCCGAAACAUUGCAUCCACAUUUCACCAACAUAUGGGAAAGUGAGCGAAUCCCAGCAUCCUGGAAAAAAGGAAUCAUCGUCAAGCUACCGAAGAAAGGAGACCUCAGUGACUGCAACAAUUGGUGA
Messenger RNA from Drosophila ananassae, 1536 nucleotides. RefSeq lists its product as uncharacterized. Gene Ontology annotation, cellular component: nucleus. Gene Ontology annotation, biological process: chromatin remodeling. The record is from RefSeq and is a predicted model, not a curated record. Lineage: Eukaryota; Metazoa; Arthropoda; Insecta; Diptera; Drosophilidae. The transcript is spliced from 2 exons. The coding region runs from base 1 to 1536 and encodes 511 amino acids. Gene Ontology annotation, molecular function: catalytic activity.